CACGCAGGCGCGCACAACUGCACCGCUUUACGCUCGAGCGCGCGAUGAAUCCUCAAGGCGUUCUCGCGCUCCUUUAACCGGUGGCGUCGCUGUUCUGUGUGAUCGUUCAGACACGUUUCCGCCUUCCUGCUGCUAAAAAAGCUUCACUUGUCAAAGCCCGGAGCAGGUUGUCUGCUAGAGUGCAGCGUGUUCAGCAGACAGGCUCCGUACACUGAGGUAUAAGAUGACCGGCGUUGGGGAGGAAGCGGUGCGGGCGACAGUGACGUGUAUCGUGACACGCACAACGAUUUUCACGGCUGAAGAUGCGGGGAACUGAGAGCAAAGCUUGAUCUAGAAGAAUUGUACUGCGUUUUUUCUCAUUACGCCGUUAGCAUGUCGGAGCGAGGUGGAGUUCAGAGAGCCGGAGUUGCGUCUCCGCACCUGCAACCUUUCAGAUCCGUCAGUAUUUCAUCAAACCGCCCGGUUCAAAUGAACCUGUUUGCGACCUGGGAAAUCGACCGGUCCUCCCCCAGCUGUGUGCCAAGACUCCUUAGUUUGACGCUUAAAAAACUGGUGAUGUUAAAAGACCUUGACCAAGACCUCACAUCAGUGGUCAUUGCAGUCAAACUUCAGGGAUCAAAGCGAAUUCUGCGCUCUAAUGAAAUCCUACUGCCAUCUCCUGGGCUCACCGAGACAGAUUUACAGCUCACUUUCUCCCUUCAGUAUCCACACUUUUUGAAGAGAGAUGCCAACAGACUGCAAAUCAUGCUCCAGCGAAGGAAAAGGUACAAGAAUCGUACAAUCCUGGGGUACAAGACACUAGCAUUGGGCCUGAUUAACAUGUCAGAGGUGAUGCAGCAUCCCACUGAAGGUGCUCAGGUAUUGCAUCUACAUACUAAAAUAAAGGACAUGGCUGUACUCGUGGCUGAGAUCAGUGUUUACUCCAUGUCCAGUCAACCUAUAGACCCAGAAAGACCAAAGGCCAAGCUGUCUGACCGAUCCCCUGACAUUGAUAACUAUUCUGAAGAGGAGGAAGAGAGCUACUCAUCUGAGCAGGAUGGUAGUGAUGACCCAUUGCAUGGACAGUACCUUUAUGAUGAUGAGGAUGAAGUAAGGAAGAAGAAGCCUCAUCGUAAACUUAUCUCUGGUACUUCCAUUACAAGAGCUAAUCAGCCGAACAUCAAGCAGAAAUUUGUGGCACUGCUGAAAAGGUUCAAAGUUUCUGAUGAGGUGGGAUUUGGCCUGGACAACGUAUCCCAGGAGCAGAUUCGUGAUGUAGAAGAAGACCUGGAUGAGCUUUACAACAGUCUGGAGAUGUACAACCCCAGUGACAGUGGACCAGACAUGGAGGAAACAGACAGUGUCCUCAGCAUGCCCAAGCCCAAACUCCCGCCAUUCUUUGAAGCUAUCUCUCAGUCCAGCUCUCACAAUGAGUUUGGCAGUCUGAGUAGCAGAUGUUCUCUGGGCAGAGAUACACUGAAUCCACAGCAGGCAGAACAGAGCACAUCAAGUAAAAUUCGGCGAUCUAGUAGUGCACACCUGGAUGACGCCUUCUCCGAGAUAGACACAGCGGAGCUGAAUGAGGUGGAGGUUUGGAGCGAUGGAACUCCCAGCAUCACUGUAUCUGUGGCUGAGAGACCACAUACCCCUCAGAGAAGCAGCUGCCAGACCAUGCCUUCCCCAAGGCUUGAUGGUGGUCACACUCCUAAGCAUAAGCGAGGGACUCCCAUGAAAGAGAGGCAGCUUUCUAAACCUCUCAGUGAGCGGACCAACAGCUCAGACAGUGAGCGCUCACCUGAGCUCAGCCUCACUCCACAGAUGCCGAGGAAGAUAGUGUACGACCAGUUGAACCAGAUCUUGGUGUCGGACACGGCUCUGCCCGACAGCCUCAUCCUCAUUAACAGCAGUGACUGGCAAGGACAGUAUGUGGCAGACUCCCUGCAGGUACAGAAGCAUCCUGUGGUGUGUACCUGCUCAGUGUCGGAGAUUCAGGCUGUGCUCUCAGCUCUGCUCACUCGGAUACAGAAAUUCUGUAACUGUAACUCUGUCACACCGAAACCUGUGAAAGUGGUGGCUGUUGGAGGGCACAACUAUCUUGGAGCCAUUUUGCGCUUCUUCGUAUCUCAGCUAGCCAACAAGACAUCUGAUUGGCUGGGGCAUUUGAAGUUUCUGGUGGUUCCACUAGGUUCUCACCCUGUGGCUAAGUACCUUGGCUCCCUCGACAACCGCUACCGCUCAGCUUUCCUCGACAGUGCGUGGCGGGAGUUCUUCAGUCGGACAGAUCAACCUCAACCAGGUCUAUCAUCUGCAGAGGGUGUAGACGUAGCCGGGCGCAUCGGUCAGUAUAUUGAUGGAGCCACGGUCACUUACCAGCUGCCUAUAGCUGAAGCUAUGCUAACCUGCAAACACAAAAUGCAAGAAGAUGAUUCCUGUCAGAAUUUUGUCCCCUUUGUGGGUGUCGUAAAAGUCGGUUUGAUUGAGCCCAUGGCUGGAUUAUCGGUUGGAGACCUCGAAGAAGGAGUUUCUUUGAGUCUGAUAGUUCCUUCGACUUCUCCUCCGGCUCACGCGAUGUCCUCUGGGAUGAUAAAAGAAUCGGCCACUCCUCCACCUUCACCAUCUCUCAGUGGGAGUCCCAGCAUGUCUCACGGAGCUGACGCUAUAGGACUACAGGUGGAUUACUGGGUGGCCGAAAAGCGUAAAGAUGGUGAGAGGAGGGACACCAAGAACACCCUUAAGAGUGCUUUCAGAUCCUUGCAGGUCAGCCGACUUCCCACCUCCUCCAUUAGUGAGCUGCAGCCCAACUCCGGCACCAUGGCCAUGACUGUGGUGACCAAGGAGAAGAACAAGAAAGUCCCUACUAUUUUUCUGGGAAAGAAGCCAAAGGAGAGGGACACGGAGUCCAAGAGCCAGGUGAUCGAAGGGAUCACCAGACUCAUCUGUUCUGCAAAGCAUCAGCAAACAAGCAUUAGAGUGUCUGUUGAUGGGAUGGAGUGGAAUGAUGUAAAGUUUUUCCAGCUGGCAUCCCAGUGGCCCACUCAUGUGAAAUACCUUCCAGUGGGUCUGUUCAGCUGCAGUAAAAUUGCCUCUUAGUGGCAUUUUACCCAAACCAAACCACAGGAGCUGCCACUUCCAUACGAUCUUCCAGGCAAUAUAUAGAGACAAUGGUUUCUUUUUCUUUUCUUUUCUUUUUUCCAACCAUCUCAAAGGAUUUGUUUAGAAAAACAGUUAGAGGGUUCUGAAACUAGGAGUGGAUCUCCCCAAAGGUUAAGAGAGGAUCGUUAAUUCUUUUGUGCUGUACUUUUCUGCUGUGCUGUGCAGUUACCAAUGCAUUAAGCUCCAUAUACUGUAUGGUUGUGCAAUUAUUUGGUCACCUUUAAACAUUAGUGAUUUAAAGAUAUAUUGUUUCCAUUUGUUCUCAAAUUUAGUGAUCAUGCUCUGCAUCUGUGGUUAUUUUAUAUCAAAGUAUACUUGUGUAUAGUUAAUAGGUAAAUCAUUUAAGAGG
Tachysurus fulvidraco (yellow catfish) is the source of this 3481-nucleotide messenger RNA. RefSeq names its product phosphofurin acidic cluster sorting protein 1a (gene pacs1a). Lineage: Eukaryota; Metazoa; Chordata; Actinopteri; Siluriformes; Bagridae. Gene Ontology annotation, biological process: protein localization to plasma membrane. The record is from RefSeq and is a predicted model, not a curated record. Bases 373 to 3069 code for a protein of 898 amino acids. The transcript is spliced from 24 exons. Gene Ontology annotation, molecular function: transmembrane transporter binding.